Linum trigynum is the source of this 657-nucleotide messenger RNA. NCBI's taxonomy places the organism in Eukaryota, Viridiplantae, Streptophyta, Magnoliopsida, Malpighiales, Linaceae. The record is from the annotation of a GenBank genome assembly.
AACAACUAACAAGGAUGAAGCUAAGCGAAUACUAAAAAGGCAGAGGAAAGAAAUAAGGAUAGAUGGAAGACAGGAGAUGCAGGCAGGGAUCGCGACCAAUACGAAGAAUAUCGCGAAUCUGAUGGCGGAGGUCCCCGCUCAAGGGGCGGGCAUGACAAGGAUCGAAACCAUGAUGGAGACGGUGUUGGCCAAGCUAGACGCAUGGAUUCCGCAGCGGGAGGGUAAAGGGCCGAUGGGCUCUGGUAGCGACGAGGAGAGCUCGGAGGAGAAGGAGGGAGAGAAGAGUACGACUGGGAUGAAGAUUGGCGAAAGGAGCACGACCGGGCCAAAGACCGGCGAGAAGGGCGUGUCCAAGCCAAAGUUUGGCGACGACAGCAGCACUCGGAACCGCGACUCGAACGUGCAGGGGAGCUUCGGCUAACCGGCCGGUGACGGGAGUGGCCGCAGCAGUGGCACGGGAGGUUUUCUGGCCAAGCUCGCGAGACUCGAGUUCCCGAAGUUUGCGGGGGAUGAUCUUGGAUCGUGGUUUCCGCGAGUUGAGCAGUUUUUCGAGUACCAGGAGGUUCCGGAGGAUCAGAAGGUGCCACUAGCUACCUUUCAUCUGGAAGGGGGGGCCAAUCAGUGUGGCAAUGGUUAAAAUGAACCUAUAAAGAUACC